AUGCCCUUCCUCAAAUCCACGGACCCACCCGACAAUGCAUUCGAGCAAUUGGUGCGCGAUCUCAGCGAAACCCUAGGCUCAAGCUCGGGCCUCGACUCCGCGGAUGUCGACCCUCUGGACAUCCAGCGUCUCAUGGCAUGCUACACCUCGAACCCAGAGGAAUGGCAGGAUUUUGCCCUAGGUGAUUCUAGUAGAACAUACACCAGGAAUCUCAUCGAUGAAGGAAAUGGCAAAAGCAAUCUUCUGAUACUAGUUUGGAGUCCUGGCAAAGGUAGUCUGAUUCACGACCACGCAGAUGCUCACUGCGUCAUGAAGAUUCUCAAAGGCUCCGUCCAAGAAACCCUCUACUCCUGGCCCGACCAGAACAAGAUCAAACACGGGGAGACCUCGCCUCCGCAGAUCAAGAAGGUGACAACAUACAACGAGAACGAGGUGACAUACAUGUCUGACAAGCUGGGUCUUCACAAAAUCUCAAAUCCCGAUCCCCACAAUUUCGCCGUUUCGUUGCAUCUCUACACGCCCCCCAACGCCGCAACCCGCGGGUUCUCCAUCUUCAACGCCGAAACCGGCAAGGCCAUACACAUCAAACAGUCGCAUUUCUACUCCGUUCGAGGUCGACGGUGUUCGAAUCCCGCGUCCUGA
Aspergillus melleus is the source of this 642-nucleotide messenger RNA. It is a transcript of the gene CDO1, whose product is annotated as putative cysteine dioxygenase Cdo1. The transcript has 5 exons. Gene Ontology annotation, biological process: L-cysteine catabolic process. NCBI's taxonomy places the organism in Eukaryota, Fungi, Ascomycota, Eurotiomycetes, Eurotiales, Aspergillaceae. The record is from RefSeq and is a predicted model, not a curated record. Gene Ontology annotation, molecular function: ferrous iron binding; cysteine dioxygenase activity. Bases 1 to 642 code for a protein of 213 amino acids.